AUGAGCCACAGCCCGGAGAGGAUCUCGUCCUACCGCCGUCACUUUGAGGACAGCAGCAGCUCGUCCUACCAGGUCAGGGUGUCCAGCCCAUCCCCCACUAGGAGAGAGGUCCGUCAUGCAUCCGCUGGCUACCCCUGCGGAGCCGGGGCCAGGGGCAUGCGUGUGGAGUCAGUGGGACGAAGGACCGUCUCAGCUGCACGCAGGUCUCGCAUGAUUGGAGCAGGUGUGGGUGCAGGAGCCAUGGUUUGUGUUGGGCCCAGUGGAGAACCUGCCAUAGAUCUGGAUGUGGCUGCAGCUGAGAACCAGCAAUUCCGCAGCACUCGCACCAAUGAAAGACAGGAGAUGGUCGUCCUCAAUGACAGACUGGCUGUGUACAUUGACAAGGUUCGAUCUCUUGAGCAGCAGAACAAGCUAUUGGAGGGAGAGAUCGAGGCCUACCAGAACAGGUUUGAGAGGCCAUCAGGUCUGCGCCUCCUAUAUGAGGAACAGCUGAGAGAGCUGAAAAAGGUUGCUGACCAGAUGAGAGUUCAGCGGGACAUUUCCUUGGCAGCUAAGGAGUCCACAGCUGCUCAACUAGAGGCUAUCAAAAUCAAAUAUGAGGAGGCAGUUGAGCUGAGGAGGAAAGCUGAGGCCGAAAUUGAAGCUUUCCGCCCAGAUGUUGACAAAGCCACCUCCUCACGCAUUGCCUUGGAGAAGAAGCUGGAGCAGCUGGAAGUUGAAAUUGAAUUCCUUAAACGGGUCCAUCAACAGGAAAUUGAUGAGCUGAUGAAACAGAUUUAUUCAGCUCAUGCCACAGCGUCGAGUGCAUUCGAACUGCCUGAUCUCGCUGCUGCUUUGAAACAAAUCCAAACUCAAUAUGAUGACAUCGCAGCUAAAAAUCUUCAGGAGAUGGAUUCAUGGUAUAAAAAUAAAUUUGAAGAUCUAACCAACAAGACAACGAGGCAUGUGGAUAAGGUUCGAGGCAUUAGAGAAGAAAUAACAAAUGCCAAAAAGGAUAUCCAAAACAAGGAACGAGAGUUGGAUAGCCUGAGGACCAGGAAUGAAGCUCUUGAGGCCCAGAUCCGAGAGAUGAAAGAAAAGUAUAAGAAAGAACUGGAAGACCUGCAGGCUCGGAUUGAGGCCCUGCAGCUCGAGCUGAAAUCCACCAAGGAGAAAAUUGCGCUGCACCUGCGUGACUACCAGGACCUCCUGAAUAUCAAGAUGUCUCUGGAGAUUGAGAUUACGACUUACAGAAAACUGAUUGAAGGAGAGAACCUGCGACUCUCUGAUAUGAUGCAAACCAUGUCUCUUACUGGCUGUAGCGCCAUUGGUUCUGGGAUGAGCUUCAGUGGAGGCAUGGGCGGUGCAGGUGGAAUGGGUGGCGGCAUUGGAGGCAGUGGUGGUGGCACUGCAGGCACAAGUGGCACGGGUGGACUAGGCAUGGGGCUCAGUGGUGGAAAUGGUGGUGUAGGUGGAGGGAAGGGUGAUGAAGGUAAAGAUCGUGGAAUGGGUGGUGGAAGCGGGGGCAGUGAGGGUGUGGGUGGAGAUGAUGUAGGUGUUGCACUGUCAGGCACUGAUGGAAAGGGGAAGACUGGUGGAGGAAUGGGUGAUGCCAGUGGUGCUGGAAUGGGAUCAGAUGGAUCUGAGCCCUACGGAGACCAGGCAGUGGAGCUGACGGAGAGAAGGACGGUGCUCAUUAGGACAGUCAAAAAUGAGGAUGACGUAGUGGAGACGGACCACCAGGAACAAACCUACACCAUCACCGGUGCAGCCGACGAUUCUGACAACGAAUGAGCAGCACGAAUUCCCAAAUGACCUCCUCUCACCCCUAAACUUCCACGCCCCUCUGAGCUUUGCACUGACCAAACCCCAUGUCUGGGCACUGACCUUUGCCCUUUGGCCUGGACAAGAAGACCAUCAAUGACCCUUUGCUACAGAGUCAAACCAUCACCCGUGGGGUUUAAAUAUGCCUCACUAGAAACGCUCAAUAUGGUCUCUAAACUUUUGUGUGCCUUACACUCCCCCUUUUUUUUCU
This is a messenger RNA of Thunnus maccoyii (southern bluefin tuna), 2014 nucleotides long. RefSeq lists its product as uncharacterized. Bases 1 to 1773 code for a protein of 590 amino acids. Gene Ontology annotation, biological process: skeletal muscle organ development. Gene Ontology annotation, cellular component: Z disc; cell-cell junction; sarcolemma. The record is from RefSeq and is a predicted model, not a curated record. The transcript is spliced from 11 exons. NCBI's taxonomy places the organism in Eukaryota, Metazoa, Chordata, Actinopteri, Scombriformes, Scombridae.